CGGAAGAGGAACGACUUCUUAAAAAUAUUAAUAUAAAAAUCGGAAAGAAAAAUUUCUAUGGAAGCUCGAGUUUCCAACCUUUUGCCAUGGUUUUUGGUGGCUGUAGCCAUUUUUUGGAGCUGGCAACUAAAUGUCUUGGCACUGCCGAAGGUCGAACCUCGCCAUAAAACCUGUGACAAUGAGCAGCGAUAUGAAAACCAGGUGAUGUGCGAGGACAAGGAUUUUGGGGCUUUGGUUCCUUAUCCGGACAAUUGUAGUCUGUUCCUGGUGUGCGAUUGUCUCUAUCCUACGGUCAAAUUGUGUCCAGCCAAUCUGUGGUGGGAUAACCAGACUCAGCAAUGCAAUUUCCCACAAGCCGUGGAGUGUAUUUACUAUACGAUUGAAACGCCUGAGCCCACGAGUGGAACUACACGAAUAACCCAAGUGCCAACAACCAGCACUAAAAAGAUAACCGAAGAAACUUCAACCACUCCCUCAAGUAAUUAUCCAACUACCGAAUCAACAGGAGGAACAACCCCAAAAACAACUCAAGUGCCAACAACCAGUACUGAAAAGAUAACCACAGAAAGUACUGCCAAUACUGAAGAACCUUCGACCACUCCCUCAAGUAACUAUCCAACUUCUAGUUGGGAUCCACCGCCUGCACCACCUGGAAUUCCAGACGACUACUGUCGUGAAUACGAAGAUGGAUCGCUACAUCAUUAUCCCUAUAACUGCCAGGCCUACAUUAACUGUACUCAUGGCUGGCCCGUGCUGAAUUAUUGUAUUGAUGAUAAGGUUUUCAAUCAGUAUCUGCUCAUUUGCGAUACCCCCGAUCAAGCUGAGUGCGAGGAGUUGCCCCUACCCACAACCACCACCACCACCACCGAAAUACCGCCCACUUCGACCACUGAGGAGGAUGUGACAUGCGGUGCAACGCCAGAGGGUAUAGAGGAGGAUUAUUGUAUGCCAAAAGCGAAUGGUUUCUAUGAGUAUCCCUACAAUUGCAGUGGCUACUUGGCCUGCAAAAAUGGUUGCACAGACCUGGAUUACUGCCAGCCAGAUAAACUCUUUAAUACAUGGCUCCACAUUUGCGAUACGCCCGAUUCCGUAUGGUGUGAUCCAAUGCCGUUUCCUACAACACCAGGAACGACUGGAAAACCGACGACUCCUUCAAUCACUACAACUGCCUCAACUGAAGGGUCUUCCACAACGGGAAGUUAUACCAGUACCACAGAAGAGAUCAUAAGCACUACACCUGGCCUUCCCCCAGAUGUUGAUCCAAAUGAUUGUAAGGGCUUACCUGAUGGCACAAUUUUCGCCUACAUUAGAAAUUGCUCCGAGUAUCUGAUUUGUCAAAACAAUCAAGUGGAAAUGGGUCGUUGUCCUUCUCCAUUGCUCUUCAAUCCCGACUGGCUUGUAUGCGACAACCCGGAUGAUGUUGUGUGCCUGGCAGAUCGCACCACCACACCGAUUCCCACCACCAAGCCGACCACAACCACUGAAGUAACCACUCCCACAACGACGACCACCACAGAAGCCACAACAUUGGGACCUGAUCAGCUUUGCCAAGGUCAAGAGUUGGGAGCUUCCUUUCCUUAUACCGAAGAUUGCAGCAAAUAUUAUCUAUGUUUGGGCAAUGGAAUAUGGAGUCUGGCACCCUGUAUAUAUUCCAGCUACUUCGAUCCCAAGACAGGCGAGUGUGGACCUAAUGUGUCACCCGAUGCUUGCAAAGCCCCACAAGUUACCACCACCACAACGACUACAGAGGCAACCACAACUGAAAGGAUAACCACCCCGAGACCUACAACCCAGGAAACUUCAACUACUGAAAAGCAAACCACAACUUCGGCUCCAACCACAGGAAUUUGUGGGGGUCGAAAUGAAAACGAGAAUAUUGCUUAUCCCGAAAAUUGCAACAAGUACAUUGUUUGCGUUUCACCAAUUCCAAUAGCCUUCUUUUGUCCCGAGGAUACAUUCUUCAGUUCGAAAUUACAGAAGUGCGUUGAAAGUUGGGAGGAGAGUGAUUGUGAAGGAGAUCAGAGCACUACUACUCCAGAGCCAGGCUAUACACGACCACCUCCGGAACCCACUAUGUGCACAAAUAGCAGUCGACAUACUUUCCCGUAUCCGGAGAACUGUCAGUGGUUCAUACGCUGUGUGGAUGACUAUAUUUACAUGAUGGACGUCUGCAAUUGUGGGGAGUACUACGAUCCUAUAUCGGAAAAAUGUGGGCCGGAUGUUCCAUCAGAUGCAUGCCGAUGGGAUUACACCUCAACGACUUCUACUACCAGUGAGCCGACCACGACCACUGCGGUUACGAGACCACCACCACAAAAAGGACCCUGUGAUGAUGCUGAAGACGGAGCCCUGGUCCCCUAUCCCAACGACUGCUCAAAGUAUAUCAAGUGCGAUAGACCUAUUGCAGAGGCCUUCGAGUGCGAAGAAGGGGAUGAGUUUAGUGUGGAUUUAGAAAAGUGUGUGGAUGCUUCCUUGGCAAACUGUUCGAUUACAACUACUGCAAAGCCCUCGGCAUCGACGACGACUCCAUCUGAAGGGGAUUCGUCAUCAAGCACUACUGAACCAACAACGGAACCUUCUACUAUAUCAACAACUGAAUCGUCUACAAUAUCUUCCACGGAAUCGACCACUGAACUGUCUACAGAAUCAACGACAGAAUUAUCCACUAUAUCUUCUACUGAGUCGACCACCGGAACAACUACUGAAGAUCCUACGGAAUCUACAAGAAUAUCAACCACCUCCGAGCCAGAAUCUUCUUCAACGGUACCGGGGACAACUACAACACACUCGACUACAGCAAAGCCUUCACAGGGCAUUUGUGAAGGCAAGACGGACGACUCUAUGGUGCCCUACCCUAGAAACUGUAGCAAGUAUAUAAUGUGCCAAUAUCCGAUACCCGUUGGUUACGACUGUCCUGAUGGUUUGGAAUUCAGUCCAACGGAACUGACGUGCAUGGAUCCCGAGCUUGCCGGUUGUAGUCCCAAGCUAACAUCUCCUGGAUUGACAACUUUAGCCCCGACAUCACCUUCGACAACGGAAUCGACAACAAUUACAACAACUCCACAGACAACUACCACAGAGUCAACAACCGUUACAACAACUCCUAAGACAACUACUACUCACGAAACUUCUACCACAGAAUUCCCAACAUCAUCUUCUACAACGGAACCCACAACAGCCUCAACAACUCCAAGAACAACCACUACCACCGAAUCUACAACUUACCCUUCCACAACGGAAUCAACAACAGAUUCAACAACUCCCAUGCCAACUACCACUGAAUCAACUACCGUUACAACAACACCUCAGACAACUUCUACAGAAUCAACAACAGACUCAACAACUCCCAUGCCAACUACCACGGAAUCAACAACUCCGAAGACAACUACAACAGACUCAACAACAGUUUCAACAACGACAGAGUUAACAACAACAACUUUGGCGCCUCCUACAACUCUCGAUCCGUACACCCCCAAUAUUUGUUGCGGCCAACCCCUGGGAACUCUGCUUGCCUAUCCCAAUGAUUGCAGUCGUUAUGUCGUAUGUGAUUAUCCCAUUCCAUAUGCGGUAGACUGCGAAGAGGGAACGGUAUACGAUGAGAAACUUCUUCGGUGCGCAGCUAUGUCAAAUGAGAGGUGCCUUCUAAUGCAAUUUUAAAAAAUAUAUAUUAAACAAAAAUUAGACACAGCUAUACUGAGCCUAGAAGCGCCUAUUAUUUCCAUGUAUAACAUUUUGUGUCAAUAAAAAAGAAAACAUUAAGAUUUUCGA
This is a messenger RNA of Drosophila elegans, 3768 nucleotides long. RefSeq names its product mucin-5AC. NCBI's taxonomy places the organism in Eukaryota, Metazoa, Arthropoda, Insecta, Diptera, Drosophilidae. Gene Ontology annotation, molecular function: chitin binding. The record is from RefSeq and is a predicted model, not a curated record. Gene Ontology annotation, cellular component: extracellular region. The transcript has 2 exons. Bases 58 to 3657 code for a protein of 1199 amino acids.